AAAGAAAAAGCAAAGUUUGAAAUCGUAUUGUAUUUAAACAACAAGCGAAAGAAAAGCGUUUACGUACUCGCCGCCGUUGCUACCCGUCGCCGUCGCACCAAACAUCCUCCUUUACACUUUGCUAUCGACAACAAAAUGUGGCAGCCGAGUACACAGCAUUUUCUGGCGCUGAUCCUCUGCAGCGCCGUCUGCCUGAUUAGCGCAAGUCCUCUUCCAUUGCCCGCUGGCAAUCAGGAACUGGAUGUUCUGCAAAUUCCUCUAAGUAACGGAAAGGAAAUCGAUGUCUUGACACUUGGCGCCAAAGAUCAAGAUCAGUUGAUAGCCGAUCGCAACAAGAGAACCAUUGGACUGCUGCGCGAGCUGUUUCCGGACAUAACCAAGAACGGCGCAACCGAUACGAAAAUCGAUCUGUCGGCGAUCAACAAACAACUCGAGGAGACCAUUCGCGUGGCCCGUCAGGUGAAAGAGGCUGAGGCAGCGGCCGCUGCCGCCGCCCAAUCCUCUGGCUCGCCCAUCGCCCAGGCGCCCAUUCCCCUCAAGUCGAACGAGCCCAUCCAGCUGAGCUUCAACAACGAGCUGUCCUCGGUCAGCGGCAACAGCGGCGCCAGCAGCGGCAGCAGCAGCAGCAGCAGCAUUGGAGCCACCGAUGUCAAGGCCCUCAACACCAACGAUCUCCAGCUGUCCGAGUCAAAGUCUCCGGCCAUAGACGAGCUGUCCUUGGACUCCGUGGAAGACACGGCCGACCUGGAUGAUCGCAACAAGAGUAAUAUAUUCAAAAGGUUCCUGAGCUUCGGUGGUGCCGGCCUGGCCGGCGGCUCCAGCGGCGGCGGUACGGGCGCCUCGCCCAGCGGCAACAGCUUGGGCGGCGGCGCUGGAGGCUCCGGCAACUUCCUCCUGGACGUGGUGCGCCUCUUCUCAGGCAGCGUGCAGACCCAGCAAGGCGACGAGGCCGCCAACUCGGUCAGCGGCGGCGCCAGCAGCAGCAGCGGCAGCAGCACGGACGACACGGAUGCUGGCAGCGACAGCACGCGCACCGCUGACGGCUACACCGAGGGCAUUCCCGGCCCAGUGACGCGUCUCGUUGUCCUGGCCAAUCGAGGACUGGCCAACCUGGUGCAAGACUUGAUACUGCGUGUCGCCGCCACGAGUGAGAAGUUCGUGAACUUCAAAGCCAAAUUGAUAACGGCCCUGAUAUAAGCCAGCUUGUUGAUCCUUGGCCAACUCCUCACGGCCCUGCCUUAGUCAAGUCAACCCAAUUGUACAGAGUCAACGCAGCCAGCUGCACCACGCCCACAUUUCUACACACAGACACACACGCACACGCACACGCACACGCACACACACACACACACACACAUAACGCGACACGCGCGCAGUACGCACACUCGAUACUCGUCCACUCGUCCAUCACAUUAACGUUGUUGUGUUCUUUUAUUUGACAAUGGAAAACAAUUUACAAUCUUUAGCGAAAUUUCUAUUUCUUAUAUAAAUACAUACACACACACACACAC
This is a messenger RNA of Drosophila navojoa, 1511 nucleotides long. RefSeq lists its product as uncharacterized. NCBI's taxonomy places the organism in Eukaryota, Metazoa, Arthropoda, Insecta, Diptera, Drosophilidae. The record is from RefSeq and is a predicted model, not a curated record.